AUGGAUUUGGGGCUAUUUGUUCAGGACCGGGUUUCGGAGUCCCUAGCGUUGUCGUAUGCAGAGGCACCGGGAAGACCGCUCCCAGAUGUGAUAGCACAGCCGGGCCUGUCCUACGAUGAAGUCCUACACGACGACUUCAGGUUCGAUCUCGACGCGCACGAUGUCAUGGUCUUCUUGCACAUUCAGAAGACGGGAGGGACAUCGUUUGGGAAGCAUCUAGUCAUGGAUUUGGAUUUGAAGACAUGUGAAGUGGCUUGGCAUUGCGAGUGGGCUAUUAAAGAACGCGGGCGGGUGGUGACUGCGCGCUACCGGUGCAAAUGGAGGAUCCGCUCAAAGAAAAUGUCGUGUCACGCUGAAGCCAACUAG
Molecule: messenger RNA, 366 nt
Organism: Chilo suppressalis (striped riceborer)
Lineage: Eukaryota; Metazoa; Arthropoda; Insecta; Lepidoptera; Crambidae
Source: the annotation of a GenBank genome assembly